UAAAAAUUGACAGUUCGGUGUUUGUUCUGUUUUUUUUCUGCUGUAAAUUGGAAAAAUUUUCCAAACCGAAACAUUUUCAAGAAAAUACCAAAUAAAUCCUAUAAAACUCAACUAAAAAACAAAACUGACUUUAUUAUUCACAUUUCCUAUAUUGAUUGAAAGUCAAAACUUUCAAAAUGGAUAAAAAAUCUAAAGAAGCUCUGAGGCGUUAUAAAAAAGCCCGUGUCGCUCAAUCCAGCUCGGACAGUUCGAGUAGCUCGGACUCGGACUCUGGCUCCAGCAGUGGGUCAUAUUCAUCUUCAAGCUCCGAAAAGAAACCAGGUCAUCGCAAGAAGAAAGGCCGUGAUAGUAGUACAUCGGGUGACGAACGUCGCAAGCGAGACAAAGGCCACUCCUGUCACCAGAAGAAACUCGAAGCCAAACGAAAUCACUUGAAGAGAAAACUUCGCGAAGCAAAGGCUGCCAAAAAAAGAGCUCUUGGCACUAAUGCAGUGCGUCGUCGGGCAGGCAGUACAAGUCCAAACAAAAUCAAGGUUCCAGGUGAGAAGAAGCAUGUUCGCACGGAUAGCAAGGAACGACUACGUCACGCUGCCGAGCGCGAGAAGAUGCGUGCCAGAGAACGUGACCGCAUUCGUAGCCGUUCACCAAGAACUCUAGCCAAACUAGAAGCAAAGAUGCGGGCUAGAAAGUCCCCAGUUCCACCUGUAUCAAGGCAUCAGAUGUCUCCUCGUGAGAAGAUAAUUAUUCAGACGAGAACUCGCGAACGAACUCCCGAAAGGAAGCGUGAUUUGAAAAUCAGACUUGACGAUUCUCGAGAACGCGAGCGCAGAGACAGGGAGCGGGCAGAAAGAGAAGCUGAACGCCAAAAGGAGCGUGAGGAAGCACUUGCCCGUUGCCAAGAGAGGCAACGAGAAAGGGAGAGGCUCGCUAGAGAGAAAUUGCGACGAGAAAAGGAAAAGGAGUAUGCUGAGCGCGGCGGUGACCGCCUGAUUCCUCGGCCAGCUGAACGAGAAAUGGCCUUGGCACAAGCCAGAGGCUAUGGCAGUCGUGAAAGAUCCUUGGAGGACGAGGGCAGGAUUCGUCACGGCCACGCAAGUCGGAUAAGGGAUCCGGCUUAUGAAAGGGAGCGCGAGUACUUGGCUGCUGACCAUCACCGAGUGCCAGUUCUGGAACGUGAUGAAAGGAGGGAUCGAGAUUACAUGGUUAUCAGACGCAGGGAGGUACUUAGUCCAGGCCACUAUCGUGACGACAGGGAUUUGUAUUCCGAAGAAGAAAGGGCUGCUUAUGUACGCGCUUAUGCAGAAGAAGAGCGUCGCCGUGACCCCAGAUGGGAUCCCAGAGAGCUAGAUCUCCUAAGUGACCGUGAACUUGAAAAGCUCUACCCACCCGUUCGUCGUGGAGGGGAAGAUUGGCCCGAAGAGGAGCGAUGGGAUGAUAAGAACUGGGGACGUGGCAAAUCCAAUCGUCCCUCAUCCGAGCCUGACUGGGACGCUGAAGAAUUUCCUGGCGGUUCUCGUCAGCUUUGGGAAGAAGCACGUGAAAAGCGAGAAAGGGAAAGAGCCUUAGAUCAUGUUCAGUCUCCAAGUUCGGGUCGUUCCGGACGCUGGCCACAGCAAGAUUGGCGUGGAGGACACGCGCAACCAGGUGAAUCUGGCAGCAGUCACCGAAAGGGAGCCAAUUACCGCCACGGCGGCGGGCCGCAGAUGGACUACUUACACGAUCGCCAAAAGUUUCGGCCACAUCCUCCACCGUUAAUGGCCAUUCACAGUGGCUACCAUCCUCCGACUAGGCAAUUUCCGUCGAAACGUCAAAUGACCUACACAAACCCCAAUUUGAAGAAGAAGCUAGGUGGCCCUACCACACCUGGAGGAACUGCAAUUCCUUCGUUGUUGGCCUUGCCUCUGAUUCCACCGCCAACAAUCAGUGAAUUGGUGGCAGCUGAAAAAGAGCAGCAGCCCCUUUUAAUGGAAGUGAAUCAACCAGUUCCAACUUUGAUUGUUCCAAGUUCCGAUGAGGCCAGUAAGACUACCGAAGAGGCCGAGAAGACAGACCCAGAAGUAAAAGCUGCAUCAGAGGGUGCAAAUGAAGAAGAAAAGUCCCAGGAACCCGAAGAGGAAGGCGCUUUGCCUGAAACUCCUACAGAAACUGAGCCUGUUAUAGCUAAGGAGAAUGAACCGUCAGAAGUAGCACCCAAUUUGGAACCAGCUGCUGAGCAAGCUCCAGCAGCAGUUGCAGCUACUGAUGAGCAUCCAGUUGAGAGUGAACCAGUUCCAGAUGACCUGAGUGAGAUAUCCGACAGUGAUGAUGAAAUUCUGGAUAAAUUGGAAGAAAGUAAGCCUGCAAUUGAAACUGCUGCUGGAGAAACAAAUGGAGACGUUAACGCCGAAAAUCAAUUGACUGGGAGUCCAAUGAAAGAUGGUGUCAAUGAGGACUCCAAACCGGAAGCAAUCGACGAUGAUCUGUUGGACUUUGAGGAAAUAUCCGAUGGUGAGCUGGAGGAGGAUUCGCGUACCAAAGGAGUUGGUGAUGCUCUGGGAGUCGACUGGGCAUCGCUCGUCAAGGAGGCCAAGGUUCCCACAUUGGCUCAAUCCGAACGAACAACUGCCAAGGAGAAGUGGCAAGCACAUAGAAUCAUCCUGGAUGUAGGUAUAUCGUUGAAAAUGGCUGGCGAAGAAUUUGGAAAGCGCAUUUUGACCGAGGCCAAAGAAAAGUUAGACAUGGAACUAGGCGAGACAAAACCGAUUAAAAUGGAAAUCAAGGAAGAAUCGACAGAAGACACACCCACUGAAGAUGUCGAGGACGUCAAGAAUAAGAUAAAGUUAGAAAAUGGCACCGCAGAAGUCAACGAGGGGCAGGAUUUUGAUGUUGAUCGGCUAAACCCGUUGGCAUUUGUUCAAGUUGGUGAGAGGGUAAAACGAGCUGAGAAAAGGGCCCUGAUAAUUGGUGCAUGUGGACCAAACAGUAGGGCUCUAAGUGCAAGGUAUGACUUGAAGCUGCGACGACGCUUGUGCGGUUUGCCAACUUUGGAGUGUGACUUCCGUCGUCCGGCAAGUGAGAAGAUAAAAUCAAUUGCAAUGGCCCUCUUCCAAAGGACAAUGGAAGUUAAAUGAGCCUUUUAAAAUUUAUUCGAAUAAAAAUAUUAUGUAUGAAUUAAAUUAACACGCAAAAGUUGUUGCUUAAAGUAUUUAGAGGGUUUUUAGUUGAUAAAUAAAGUUAAGAUUGAUGUGUAAUGGAA
Messenger RNA from Eupeodes corollae, 3235 nucleotides. It is a transcript of the gene Flacc, whose product is annotated as fl(2)d-associated complex component. Gene Ontology annotation, cellular component: RNA N6-methyladenosine methyltransferase complex. NCBI's taxonomy places the organism in Eukaryota, Metazoa, Arthropoda, Insecta, Diptera, Syrphidae. The coding region runs from base 177 to 3110 and encodes 977 amino acids. The transcript is spliced from 2 exons. The record is from RefSeq and is a predicted model, not a curated record.